AUGCACGUGGGGCCGUGUCGAAAAAAGGUGAGCCGCGCCAAAUGGAGGCCCGGCCAUCCCACCCAGAUCGCCACCGCACAGGUGCCCCCUCGCCUUGGAGACACCGACUACGCGAUCAUGGUGCACGACAUCACCGAUCCUGCGGUGCCCCACUUCGCCUUGUACGGGGGCGACGACAAGAAGAACGGUUUCUGCUGGCUGGACACGCCGCUCAACCUGGAGAGCCCGGGGGCCCCGUCGUCUAGUUUUUCCUCGGGGGUCGGCGGGGGGACCGGGUUUGCGGCAUCCAGCGAGAGUUGUGGUUUUUCGUCUGUUGCGGCGGAAAUGCUAGAGAGGCCUGAACUUGCGGGCUAGGCAAGACAAGCCACUACUCCCGAUUGUUGGUUUCGGUACGCUGGCAGAGGGUGUAUCGCUUCCAUCCUCCGGUAUAUCGUGUUUAUGCGAGAAUGGCGGCGAACAGAAUCUGCGCGCUAAACCAACUCACCACUUCCACAAAGCUUUACUUCUGGUUGUUGCUGUUGCUGUUGCUGAUGCUGCUGCCUGUGCUAACGCGUCUUUUUGCACCCGUGAGCUCGCAUCAAGGUUUCCAUCUCCUGCCCCGCUUUCCUUGAACGCUUCGUAGCACUUUGUUGUGGCGAGUAGGCGCAUGUACUGCACCCUAGCCCCUUUCCCCGUGCCUGCCUUUGGAACCAUGUAUGCAAGUUGUUCUUGUCUUGUUGCUGUUUUGAUGUGGAGAACCGUUCUGACCGCUGCAUCCACUACCUCCUCGUCGCUAUGCUUGGAAGAAGAAAAGAGCAUGACGAGAAAGUAAAAGAAGCGAUGUUCCCAAAUGCAUCUCUGUUGCGCUUGCUUAUUUUCUUCUCGCAUAGCACGGUAAGGUACGUGUGCACUCCCUGGCGAAGUCCACCCUGCCACGGCGCAACCUGGAGGUAUUCGGCACGAGGGGCUUCCAGUCCAGCAGCAGAGGGGAGAUGUGCUCCUGGCUUCACAAGAGGGAGGACGACCCGGCCCUGUGGUGCAUCUACGAGAACGAGAUGACACAGGCGGCCCCGGGAAUGUUCAGAGAAAUGGUGCGCGACCGGACGACGAGCGACAUACAGCUCGCUUCCCCCUGCGCCCAGCAGCAGC
Messenger RNA from Ectocarpus sp. CCAP 1310/34, 1128 nucleotides. The record is from the annotation of a GenBank genome assembly. NCBI's taxonomy places the organism in Eukaryota, Phaeophyceae, Ectocarpales, Ectocarpaceae.